AUGCUAAGCCCUUACCAUGAUCCAAACUAUAACCCAUACCCGCAGCAUUCGUUGAUAGGGACGGCCGUGCUAUUUAUGAUAAUAGUCAUUGCUGCUAUAAGCCUUAGGUUUUACUCACGUCUAGCAACCCCAGCGAGGCUAGGUGUCGACGACUGGAUCGCAUUUCUAUCGAUGGAUAAUCUGUAUUGGGCUCUCGAUAAUCCAAAUCAUCGGUAUGGAGGGCUAAGCACUCGCCAACAGCUGAUCGGCGGGCACGUCGCACAUACAGACCAACUUAUCAUUUUCGAGAAAACCAGAUACGCGUACCAAUUGCUUGGGGUUACUGGGCUAUGGGUUAUCAAGCUCUCGGUGUUAUUCUUCUAUCGCCGGUUCUUUUCGUGUCGUUCCUCUCGUCUCGUCAGUGAUACCCUCAUUGGGAUAACCGUGCUUUGGGGCACAGCUUUCACAAUGGUCUGUGCUUUCCAAUGCACGCCUGUGGCAACACUCUGGACCAAUAUCGAAACCGAAUACAGUGGUUUCUGCAUUAAAGCUCAGCCAUUCUACCUAUCCAUGGCUGUCUCCGAUUUAGUUCUCGAUUGCGUCAUCUUCCUUGUGCCGAUUCCCCAUUUGUACAGAUUACAGCUUCCUCUACGGCAAAAGCUUGCUGCGGGCGACAACCCCGAGGAUAGUGUCAUUGCGAUUGGCAUCACUCGGAUCGUCAUCUUCCAAUGGAUUACGAGUUUCUCGGCGUCUGAGCCGUCAACGUACUUCUCCGAUAUAACGUGGUACGCGGCAGGAACAUUGUUCUGGCAAUUGGCUGAGAACGUCGUGGGCCUAUUGGGUUGCUGUUUGCCAACAUACGCGCCCCUUUUUCGGAGUCGCCUAGGAAGAAGAAAGACAAACGACGAGUCCUUUUAUUCGACACACUCAAAUUUCAGGAUCUCUGUGGGGUAUAACAAAAGUCCCUUGCAUCGCCAGCGCCUUGAAUAUGAUGAAAUUUCACUUCGUCCAGCAGCUGGUGGUGCCUCAUCCGUCAAUUUCGAGCACGAGAUCCUCGAAAACUAUGCACUGGAGUCGAUACCGAAAGGAAAGAUUAUGGUGAAUAGGGAAUUUCGGACUGAGACAUCUUUCAUGUGA
Molecule: messenger RNA, 1116 nt
Organism: Annulohypoxylon maeteangense
Lineage: Eukaryota; Fungi; Ascomycota; Sordariomycetes; Xylariales; Hypoxylaceae
Exons: 4
Coding region: 1-1116 (371 amino acids)
Source: RefSeq, a predicted model, not a curated record